AAAAAAAAAAAAAAGCGAUAAUAAAGAAAGUAAAAGGAAACGGGGAGGGAGAGGCAAUCAAGCAAAUUGUCUACGGGCAAUAACCGGUUGUCCAUAUCCGGUUACUAACUAGAGAAGACAAGCCGCCCAACUUUGAAUUCCAAAACCAAAAACAGUCCAACCUUCUCGAGUAACCGGCUAUAGCCCGUCCCCUUCACGAGAAUAUUCUCCUCCGUUUCCUGUUUAACUUGUCCACGUCAUCGCCUCUUCGCUUACUAUAAAUUUUCCCCAUUUUCCUCGCUGCAUCAUCCAUCAAACCGCAAAACGGUUCUACCUAUCGUCGUUUCUCUCCUACGCUAUUCGCCGCCGUUAAACUGGGUACCAACCGCCGUCCGUCCCGCGACGGAAAGUCUGGGAGUUAUAACAACUCCGAAGCUCUCGAUCUCCGCUUCGACCGGCGACUGAGGUAUAACAAGAGAGGAGUACCAUAGAGUACCUCAUUUACUCUUUGAUUCAUAUUUAGGAACGAUGCCGAACCCUAGGUCUCACAGGAAGGGGAAACUUGCGGAGAAGUCGUCGUCAUUCCACGGAGAGAGUCCGACCAAGACGGCGACGACGCUCCGGAGGCCGAAGACGGAUCCGGAAUUGUUGUCCUUCAAGAAUCUAGGUUUACCGGCGUCGGCGCCGUCGCUGGAUGGACGACCGAAGAUGACGAAAUUACUCCUCAACGUGACGAUUCAGGGAAGUCUAGGUCCAGUACAGGUGUUGAUGUCGCCGGAAAUGACCGUGGCUGAUCUUGUAUCGGCGACCGUUCGUCAAUACUUGAAAGAAGGCCGCCGGCCGAUUUUGCCUACUGCAGAUCCUUCCGCUUUUGGUCUUCAUUACUCGCAAUUCAGCUUAGAAAGUUUAAACAAGGAAGAGAAGCUGAUCGCGUUGGGAUCCAGAAACUUCUUUCUGUGUCCUAGAAAGUCAGACGAUAACAACGAUUUAAUUGCUUCUCCUUCAUCUUCUUCGUGCUCGAAAGAAGCUAAAGAAAGCGCGAAGAGUAAUUCCAGCAGUUUCAGUUGGUUCAAAUUCAUCGAUUUCCGGAUUUAGAAACCGCCAUAAACCGAAUCUAUUCAUACAUACAUAUUCAAUCCGCCACUGUGAAAACUCAUCUUCAAAUUCUCAAAGCCAUAUAACUUUUCUUAUUAUCUUCAAUUCUAAGAACUUCUUAAAGCCAAUUUGAGAUAUCAGAAUUUCGAUCGAGCAAAGGGAAACCGAAGAUCAUUUCUGGAAUUCUGUUCUUCGUCUGCUUGCUCUGGAUCGACACAGGGGAAAUUUUCAAUAUGUAUAUAUAUAAUAUAGUUUUUGUGAGAUUUCCGGUUGGUCGAAUAGAAAUUAUGUGAAAUUUUUUUGUUGAAUUCAUAGAUCAUUUUCUCAUAUUAUGAAAUUUCCCGAUUCGAUGAACAGAGUCACGGCAGGAAAAAAAAAAUCCUGAGAUUCCGUGAAGGAUGAAGAAACUUCGUGAAAAUAAAGUGUGGUGGAAAGGAAACUGACGGUUCGGUUUUGAUAUGGAAAGAGAUACGUUUGUGAAGAACACAGUUAUUGUGAAGUUCGAUGUCUCCACCAACUCUUUCUUUUCUAUUGCAUACCCCUAAGUCUUAUAAGGCACGUCAAUUUGUAUCCUUAUAAUUUUAUUAAUUAAAAUAUCUAAAAUUUCUUA
Molecule: messenger RNA, 1684 nt
Organism: Cucumis melo (muskmelon)
Lineage: Eukaryota; Viridiplantae; Streptophyta; Magnoliopsida; Cucurbitales; Cucurbitaceae
Exons: 2
Coding region: 508-1074 (188 amino acids)
Source: RefSeq, a predicted model, not a curated record